AUCCAAGCGGUGCUCUCUACCUUUCUCUGUUUAUCGUGUACUUCUUCAUUUCUUCCUCGACUCCUCGUGUCCUUUGUUUUCUUCGAAAAUGGGCAGAAAGUUUUUCGUUGGUGGUAACUGGAAAUGCAAUGGAACUGCCGAAGAAGUGAAGAAGAUUGUCUCCACACUUAAUGAAGCGGAGGCACCGUCCGGAGAUGUUGUGGAGGUUGUUGUAAGCCCUCCAUUUGUUUUCCUCCCUUUGGUAAAAAGUUCAUUGAGGUCUGACUUCCAUGUUGCUGCACAAAACUGUUGGGUGAAGAAAGGGGGUGCUUUCACCGGUGAGGUUAGUGCAGAGAUGCUUGUCAAUUUGGAUAUUCCUUGGGUCAUUCUUGGUCAUUCAGAAAGAAGGUUAUUAUUAAAUGAAUCAAAUGAGUUUGUUGGAGACAAGGUUGCUUAUGCACUUUCUCAAGGCUUGAAGGUGAUUGCUUGUGUUGGUGAGACUCUUGAGCAGCGAGAGUCGGGAGCUACUCUGAAUGUUGUUUCCGCGCAGACAAAAGGAAUAGCAGAACGGAUAUCCAAUUGGGCUAAUGUCGUUUUGGCCUAUGAACCUGUAUGGGCCAUUGGAACUGGAAAGGUUGCAACCCCUGCUCAAGCUCAGGAAGUGCAUUCUGAAUUAAGGAAAUGGCUUCAAUCGAAUAUUGGUGCUGAAGUAGCUACCUCAACCAGGAUUAUCUAUGGAGGUUCUGUAAACGGUGCCAAUUGCAAAGAGUUGGCUGCACAACCUGAUGUUGAUGGAUUUUUGGUUGGUGGAGCUUCUUUAAAGCCGGAGUUUGUUGACAUCAUCAAGUCAGCCACUGUGAAGACCGCAUGAGCUUGGAAUCACAUGCAUUAUUUAGGGGUUGAGAGGUUUUGUUUGGUGAGAAAUACAGCAAGCUGUAGCUUCUUUAAAAGGGAACCUUUGAGAGCCACUACUAUGUAGCAUGGCUGGUAUGUCAAAGUAAACUGGAUGUAAGACAGCAGAAUUCUGAGUUUUAAUAAAUCGGAGAGUAUCCUUUUUUCUAUUCCA
This is a messenger RNA of Nelumbo nucifera (sacred lotus), 1045 nucleotides long. RefSeq names its product triosephosphate isomerase (gene TPI). The record is from RefSeq and is a predicted model, not a curated record. NCBI's taxonomy places the organism in Eukaryota, Viridiplantae, Streptophyta, Magnoliopsida, Proteales, Nelumbonaceae. Gene Ontology annotation, cellular component: cytosol. Gene Ontology annotation, molecular function: triose-phosphate isomerase activity. Gene Ontology annotation, biological process: glycerol catabolic process; glyceraldehyde-3-phosphate biosynthetic process; gluconeogenesis.